Molecule: messenger RNA, 303 nt
Organism: Helobdella robusta
Lineage: Eukaryota; Metazoa; Annelida; Clitellata; Rhynchobdellida; Glossiphoniidae
Exons: 3
Coding region: 1-303 (100 amino acids)
Biological process (GO): chromatin remodeling
Cellular component (GO): nucleus
Source: RefSeq, a predicted model, not a curated record
AUGCUGAUUCGAUGCGAUCUCAAUGGCCACGUUGGAGAGAAAACUGAUGGUUUUGACAACGUACAUCGCGGUUUUGGCUAUGGAGAACGGAAUGAAGAUGGCAACCGCAUCCUUGAGUUUGCUGUAAGUCACGGAUUUUGUUUACUGAACCCAUAUUUUAGAAAGAGGCCCGAAUCAUCGUGGGCGACGAACAUACCUGGCAUAAAUUUUGAUUCUUAUUCAGACUCAACGAGGAACAUUGUCUUAACUCAGGAGGUAACGCAUUCCAGACAUACGGAAGAGCGUGACGAAAACCGCGGCUAG